This is a messenger RNA of Micromonas pusilla CCMP1545, 891 nucleotides long. RefSeq lists its product as uncharacterized. Bases 1 to 891 code for a protein of 296 amino acids. The transcript has a single exon. The record is from RefSeq and is a predicted model, not a curated record. Lineage: Eukaryota; Viridiplantae; Chlorophyta; Mamiellophyceae; Mamiellales; Mamiellaceae.
AUGAAGCGCCAGGCCUCCGUUCCCCUCCUCGCGCUCGUCCUCGCCGCCGCGGGCGUCGUCACCGCGUCCGCGGAAACGCCCGCCGUCUCCGCCGGCCGUUCUUCGGUUUCUUCCUCCGCGCCGCGCGUCUCGACGACGACGACGGCGACGACGUCGUCGUCCGCGCGCGCGCCGCCGACGGCGGUGACCUCGCGCGAAGCCGCGACGUCGCCGAGCACCCGUCGACGCGACGAGACCGCCGCCGCCGUCGACCUCCCGCACACCGGGCUCGCGUCGUGCGGCGAGGAGCGCGUGAACGACGGCAACUGCUUCGUGUUCUCCACGAUCUUCCCCAGGGACGGCGACGUCCCGGAGGACGCCUGCGCUUUGCGGUCGCCGCCCGAAGUCACCCUCGACGGCGUCGCGCUCGAGCUCAUCUCGCACGCGUUCGACGGGAAGGAUCUGUACUUCGAGGUGGACAUGCCGAGCGCGCUCGUGAACGCGGGGGUCGUCCCCGGGUCGACGCCGACGCUGCGCGCGACGACGUCGCUCGCGUGCCCGAAGGACGUCUUCGACGCGUCCGUCGCGAUGGCCGGCGGCGACGCGAGCGGUCUCGGCGGCCGCGUGACGUGGAUCUUCCCGUUCAACUUCUACCUCCUCGAGGAGAUCGUGUUCCUGGGCGACUCCAUCGAGAGCCUCGUCGAGGCGGCGGACAACCUGCAAGUCACCGUGAACGGCGAUCAAGAGGCGGAGGAGUUUCUGUACGGAGACGGGUGGGCGUACCAGUUGAACACGCGCGACGAGGACGACGACGACGACGCGCCGCCUGUGGACACGUUCCCGCCGGUGUUCGACCCGUUCCCGCCGGUGUUCGACUUCGACUUCCAGGAGAUCUUGCAGGGGACGAUGUGA